ACUAAAUCUUUUCCUCCUACGGUGCGCCUCCUUAUCCUACUCUCCCUCGCUCUGGUCCCUUGGAUCUCUCCAGGAAAUUUUGGAGGUGAAACACAAAGUCUAAGUCAAAAUGGUGAAGUUCACUGCAGAUGAGCUCCGUAGAAUCAUGGACUAUAAACACAACAUCCGUAAUAUGUCUGUCAUUGCCCAUGUCGACCAUGGGAAAUCUACUCUCACCGACUCUCUUGUGGCUGCUGCUGGUAUCAUUGCUCAAGAAGUUGCUGGUGAUGUGCGUAUGACUGAUACCCGGGCUGAUGAGGCGGAACGGGGUAUCACAAUCAAGUCGACUGGUAUCUCACUCUACUACGAGAUGGAUGAUGCUUCUCUGAAGAGUUACACGGGAGCGAGAGAUGGGAACGAGUACCUGAUCAACCUUAUCGACUCUCCUGGGCAUGUUGACUUUUCAUCCGAGGUCACAGCUGCAUUGCGUAUCACUGAUGGUGCUCUUGUGGUGGUCGACUGUAUCGAGGGUGUCUGUGUUCAGACCGAGACUGUCCUCCGACAAGCUCUUGGUGAAAGGAUUAGGCCUGUCCUGACCGUUAACAAGAUGGACAGGUGUUUCUUGGAGCUCCAGGUUGAAGGUGAGGAGGCUUACCAGACUUUCCAGAGGGUGAUUGAGAAUGCUAAUGUCAUCAUGGCUACCUAUGAGGAUCCUCUCCUCGGUGAUGUUCAGGUUUAUCCUGAAAAGGGGACAGUUGCAUUCUCUGCCGGUCUGCACGGGUGGGCAUUCACUCUGACCAACUUUGCGAAGAUGUAUGCCUCCAAAUUCGGGGUUGACGAAAACAAAAUGAUGGAGAGGCUUUGGGGCGAGAAUUUCUUUGACCCUGCCACCAAGAAGUGGACCACCAAGAACACUGGGUCCCCGACCUGCAAGCGUGGAUUUGUUCAGUUCUGUUAUGAACCCAUCAAGCAAAUCAUCUCCACUUGCAUGAAUGAUCAGAAGGACAAGCUCUGGCCCAUGUUGCAGAAACUCGGUGUCACGAUGAAAUCUGAUGAGAAAGAGCUGAUGGCUAAGCAUUUGAUGAAGCGUGUUAUGCAGACGUGGCUCCCAGCAAGUAAUGCCCUCCUAGAAAUGAUGAUCUUUCACCUUCCCUCCCCUGCCACGGCCCAAAAGUACCGUGUUGAGAACUUGUACGAGGGUCCGCUCGAUGAUCAGUAUGCUACUUCUAUCAGAAACUGUGAUCCCGAGGGCCCUCUCAUGCUAUACGUGUCUAAGAUGAUUCCCGCAUCUGACAAGGGUAGGUUCUUUGCCUUUGGUCGUGUCUUUUCCGGUAAGGUGUCUACUGGUAUGAAGGUCAGGAUCAUGGGUCCUAACUAUGUCCCUGGUGAGAAGAAGGAUCUGUAUGUAAAGAGUGUCCAGAGGACAGUUAUUUGGAUGGGAAAGAGGCAAGAAACCGUUGAGGAUGUUCCUUGUGGUAACACGGUCGCUAUGGUUGGACUUGAUCAGUUCAUAACCAAGAAUGCUACUUUGACGAACGAGAAGGAAGUGGAUGCCCACCCGAUCCGUGCCAUGAAGUUCUCUGUUUCCCCUGUUGUCCGUGUCGCGGUUCAGUGCAAGGUUGCAUCCGACCUUCCCAAGCUCGUCGAAGGCCUAAAGCGGCUCGCCAAGUCGGAUCCUAUGGUUGUCUGCUCAAUGGAAGAAUCUGGAGAACACAUUGUUGCUGGUGCUGGAGAACUCCACCUCGAGAUCUGUCUUAAGGAUCUUCAGGAUGAUUUCAUGGGCGGGGCCGAGAUCAUCAAGUCAGACCCUGUCGUCUCGUUCCGUGAGACUGUCCUCGACAGAUCAUGCCGUACUGUUAUGAGCAAGUCCCCGAACAAGCACAACCGUCUCUACAUGGAAGCCAGACCCAUGGAGGAAGGUCUUGCCGAAGCCAUCGACGACGGCCGGAUCGGUCCAAGGGAUGAUCCCAAGGUCAGGUCCAAGAUCUUGUCGGAGGAAUUUGGCUGGGACAAGGAUCUCGCCAAGAAAAUCUGGGCAUUCGGACCAGAAACCACUGGUCCCAACAUGGUGGUUGACAUGUGCAAGGGAGUGCAGUACCUGAACGAGAUCAAGGACUCGGUUGUGGCUGGAUUCCAGUGGGCGUCAAAGGAAGGCCCGAUGGCAGAAGAAAACAUGAGGGGGAUCUGCUUCGAGGUAUGUGACGUCGUCCUCCAUGCAGACGCCAUCCACAGAGGAGGCGGUCAGGUUAUCCCGACGGCAAGACGGGUCAUAUAUGCGUCACAGCUGACGGCCAAGCCGAGGCUGCUCGAGCCGGUCUACCUUGUCGAGAUUCAAGCGCCAGAGCAGGCGCUCGGAGGAAUAUACAGUGUGCUGAACCAGAAGAGAGGGCACGUGUUUGAAGAGAUGCAGAGGCCGGGAACACCGCUUUACAACAUAAAGGCGUACCUGCCGGUGGUAGAGUCGUUUGGGUUUUCGAGUCAGCUGAGGGCGGCUACGUCCGGACAGGCCUUCCCGCAAUGUGUGUUCGACCACUGGGACAUGAUGGCGUCCGAUCCGUUGGAGGCGGGGUCUCAGGCUUCGGCUCUGGUCGCUGACAUCAGGAAGAGGAAGGGAUUGAAGGAGCAGAUGACUCCUCUCUCCGAGUUCGAGGACAAGCUGUAAGCAAAACAACUGCUUCCCUCUCUCUCCUGUUUUGUCUUAUUUGUAGUUUCCUUUCUGGUUUCGAUGUGUCCGUCGAACGGUUUAGGUUUUUUAUUUGGUAUGUCCCACCAUUGUGUUGUUGGUAACUUAUUUUAUGGACAAGGGGCGUUUUCCUCGUCUCUUUGUCCUCUGAGUUUGCGCUUUGAGAAACAGCUUUAAUUAUUCAUGUGCUCUUUUUUUUUUUAAAUGAAUUUUUUCCCGA
Tarenaya hassleriana is the source of this 2882-nucleotide messenger RNA. Its product is annotated as elongation factor 2. The transcript is spliced from 4 exons. The record is from RefSeq and is a predicted model, not a curated record. NCBI's taxonomy places the organism in Eukaryota, Viridiplantae, Streptophyta, Magnoliopsida, Brassicales, Cleomaceae. Gene Ontology annotation, biological process: translational elongation. Gene Ontology annotation, cellular component: cytosol; ribonucleoprotein complex. Gene Ontology annotation, molecular function: translation elongation factor activity; ribosome binding; GTPase activity. Bases 110 to 2641 code for a protein of 843 amino acids.